This is a messenger RNA of Papilio polytes (common Mormon), 7373 nucleotides long. RefSeq names its product histone-lysine N-methyltransferase SETD1-like (gene Set1). The record is from RefSeq and is a predicted model, not a curated record. NCBI's taxonomy places the organism in Eukaryota, Metazoa, Arthropoda, Insecta, Lepidoptera, Papilionidae. The coding region runs from base 387 to 5243 and encodes 1618 amino acids. Gene Ontology annotation, molecular function: histone H3K4 methyltransferase activity; RNA binding; protein binding. The transcript is spliced from 29 exons. Gene Ontology annotation, cellular component: Set1C/COMPASS complex.
UCUUGUUUUUUCGAUUUACUUUUCUUUAAUUAAAAAAAAAAUAUUUACAUAGCUAUUGAGUAUUGAACAAAAUAUAAAAUUAUUUGAAUAUACUGAGUAUAAAGUUAUGCAAGUAAAUAUUAUUGUAUCCGUGCUGCUUAGCUUAGUUUUAGUCUGUUUUAGUUCGAGUGGUCGUCACCAUGGAGAGUGUUUGCUGUUGGAAUAUAUUUUUUAUUACGAUAUUGUCGUGUUAACUUUGUGAUAUUUUCUUUUUUUUUAGUAUGUACAUUGUAAUAAUAAAGUUUGUUUUGUUAUUAGAGACGAUGAAUUUACGUCAUAUUAUUAUCAUUCGUUAAAAAGCAGAGAAAUUUCAUUUUUCUUACAAAUUGUUUUAUAAAUAUUUCAGAAUGAAUGGAGGAAUGGAGCAUAGAACUCCAGGUCAUAAUGCUGUGCUUCACAAAGCACCUAAAAACUAUAAAUUGCUCAUGGAUCCGUGCCUUGUUAAAGGAGCAACAAAAUUGUACAGAUAUGAUGGUGUGCCUGGAGAUGCUAGUUAUCCUCCGGUUCAAUGCAGAGAUCCCAGGUCGCAGCUCUCGAGGAUAUGGAAUAAGAUAGAAUCAGCAGAUUUGCCAGUCCCUAGGUUUAAGAUAGAUAAAAAUUACGUAGGCGUACCUCCUCAAGUAGAAAUAACAAUCGGGAAUUUAAAUGACAACAUAGAUAAGGCAUUUUUGUCAGAUAUGAUGAAUAAAGUAGGACCAUAUGAAGAAUUGACAAUAUUUUACCAUCCCAUUACUCAUAGACAUUUAGGUUUUGCAAGAAUUGUGUUUCAAGAUGUGCAGUAUUCUAAAAUGUGCAUUGAAAAAUAUAAUGGAAAAUCGGUCAUGGGUCAGGUGCUGGAGGUUUUUCACGACCCAUUUGGGAAGAAAUGUCAGGAAAUGUUUGAGGACAAGACAAUGGAUAGAAAGGCACAGCCAGUUGCAUCAUCAACUUUGAAACCUUUACCAUUAGUACCAGAAGAUGGUCGCUUGUCCAAGACUGAGGUGCUAAGUAAAAGACUUGAAGAUACUAAGUUGGUGGAUAAGGAAUACUCUCGCUACAAGGAGGAGCAUAGUGACAGUAACACACGAUGGUCUGAUGAAGAGCGGGAAUACAGACAUAGACAUCGCAGUCGCGGUGACCGGGACAGGGACAGAGACAGAGACAGAGAGAGAGACAGGGAUAGAGAUAGAGAUGGUGAUAGAGACAGAGACAGAGAUAGAGAUCGGGAUAAGGAACGGCAUAGAGAGCGUCACGCGCGCAGUACGAGUGAUAACAACGACACGGCGUACGCGACGUCCAGCCACGGCUCCGGCCACGCCCCCGCGCACACGCCCAUGCAGACGCCGAGCCACGCCCCCGCGCACGCACCGCACACCACGCCGCAUACCGCACCGCAUGCCACACCACACGCAACACCGCACGUCACACCGCACGCCACACCGCACGCCGCACCGCACGCCGCGCCGCACGUCAGCCACCCGGCCGCAAUGCCCGCCCUGCCCACUGAAGUGCCUUACACGCCCACUGGACCAUUGCCCUAUGACCCCUACUACCAUCAACAAAGUUAUGCCUACGGUUACGGAGCGAGCCCGGCACCAGGCGCUAGCGGUAUGUGGUGGGAUUGGAGACAUCCCCAUCACCCCUCGCAUCACCACACACCACAUUCGGAGAGGCGGUCGGAGUCGUGGGCGACGCCCACUGCCGCCGGCAAGCGCUCCCCCGAACGCAAGCACAAGAAGACUAAGGAAAAGGAAUUGCCAGUGGAGCCAAAGAGUAUAGAAAAUGUGGAGCCCCCGCCCCCGGGGGUGGGCAGCGAGGGGGCGCCUGAGCCAAAGCCACCCCCACCCGCUGAAGAGCCGAAAAACGUUGAUCUGGACACUAGGAUUGCGAUGUUGUUGUCCGGAGCGAGCGCGGGCGGCGGGCUGGCUCCUCCCUUCCUCGCGCUCGGCAUCUCCUCGGAGGAAGAGGAUGACGAGCGUCUGCCAGUCAACAUACCCGACCUGGACACGCACCAACCACCCUCGGAUGAUGAAGGAUCAGACAGUGAAGAUAGAGAGAGUAUAUUAUCAUUGAACUCUAAGAAGGAUGUGAACCCGGAGCCGCUGUCGACGACGCCCUCGCCCUACCUCACCAGAGACUACUACCUCGAGUGCCUACAGGAUACUAUUGAAAGGAGAAUCAAAGAAGAAGAACGUAAGAAAUUACUAAGCGUGGAGUUAGGAGACAAGUUGGGUUCUGAUAUAUCAUCGUCAGAGGAUGAAUUGCUAACGGGAGAGGAGCGGCGAAGAUCUCCCGCGCCCGCUUCCGCUGUCGCCUCUGCCUCCGCUUCCGCUCAUGCCUCAGACAAGGACAAAGAUAACUUGGAUGAUGAUCAGAUGUCGCUGUCGUCUCUAUCAUCGACGGAGGCAAAGAUCGAGGAGCAGGUGCCGGCGGAGGGGUACUUCUACCCCGCGCCGCACGCGCACGCGCACGCGCACGCGCACGCCGCGCCGCACCCGCAUGCGCACGCGCAUCCGCACUACUACCAGCACAUGUGGCCGCCCACAGCGUACCCUCCGCCGACGUACGCGGGUGGCGUGGGCGGCGUGGGCGGUGUGGCUGGUGUGGGCGGCGGCGCGGAGCUGCUGCCGUACGGCGGCUACCCCGCGCCCGCGCUGCACUACCCGCACCACGCCUACCCGCAGCCGGCCACACACGCACAAGAGCUAGACAACCCUUACUUCUCAACAAUAAACAGGGUAAUAGAACGUGUGACGACAGAAUUGAAACAAAUAUUGAAAAAGGAUUUCAAUAAGAAAAUGAUUGAAAGCACAGCGUUCAAGAGUUAUGAAGUAUGGUGGGACGAGCAGAGCCGGAAAGUGCGCGCGCCCAAGACAAGGGAGGAUACAGGACAACCGCUACAGGAUAUUUCCAACAAGAAAGAAGAGACUGUAGACUCUAUAAAGUCUAUAAUGGAGUCUAGAGACCUAGGUCUAGAGCUGGGUGGGUACGGCGUCGGCAUCGGUCUAGGUCUCCGCGCCACAAUACCUAAAAUGCCUAGCUUCAGACGUAAAAGAAAAAUACCUUCGCCCGUUGUUAUGGAUGAAGAUUCUUCUAAACGUCUUAGUGAUCAGGAAGAAAUGGUGCAGAAUUCUGACGAGGAGAAGGAAGUGCCGACCAGCCCGAGAAGUAGGACUACCGGUUCCUAUCUCUCCAGCAGUAGGAGACGGCAGUCCAGUAGCUCUUCCAGGUCGUCUUCGUCGUCGUCAUCGCGGUCGUCGUCCUCAGACUCAGUGUCGGCGGGCAAGAGCGCUGCGCCCCGAAUAUACUCCGACUCUGAUGAUGAUUCCGAACUCGAUGAGUCUCAGUUUAAGGUUGUGUCUAAUAAUAAGGAGAGGCUCAGAAGGGUGUACUCAUCGUCGUCGGACAGCGAAGAAGAACAGAGUAGAAGAGAAAAAACUCCAAUACCGCCCGUGGAGAUGGACGAGGCAGGGGAGGAGAUACAGCCGAGUGGUGCGCGACUCGGCUCUCCCAUACUCUCCCCGGAGGAGGAACCAAGAGACCUGCUCCUGGAUCGGGUCUACUCCGACUCGGAGGAGGAGAGAGAAUACCAGGAAAGAAGAAGAAGGAAUACAGAAUACAUGGAGCAGAUCGAAAGGGAGUUCCUAGAAGAGCAGAGAAGAAAGCUGGAAGGCGACACAAGGCCACAGCCAGACAAACCGCCUGAUGACGGUAAAUUAGACAGUAAGGCAGAAGAAAGAAGUCCAAUCAAGAAUCAUUUGAAAUCACCAGAGAAGAGUAAAAAGGCAGACGUGGAAGAGGGAGAGAUCACAUCAGACGAGGAGCCUCUCGAAGUUCGGCGGAAGAAGGACAAGAAACAGAAGAAGAAAGAAGAUAAAAGAAAAAGAGUGGUAUCCGUUAGUGAUGAACAUAGUUACACGGAAUCUGCCAUCGGUCUUAAUGGUGUUAAAGAUACGAGCUGCGCGCUGUCGGAGACGUCAUCACCGCAGUCGCAAGCGUCACAAGCGUCGCAGGCGUCGCAAGUGGCGCUCGACCACUCGUACUGCCGCCCGCCGCCCGACGCGCCGCACUCGCCCACCACGCCCACGCCCACCACACCCACCACGCCCACCUCGCCCACCACGCUCUCCAACCAUCUGCACCACGACCACGGAUACACUUGGAUGGCGGAACCGAAGAGCGAGUCCCAACCAGAAGAGACCAAACCUAAGAAAGAGAAGAGGCCGUAUAAACGUAAACAUGAGACCAAGAAGUUGGCGGAGAUACAAAAUAAAUUACACGAGACAUUGGAAAGCGGUGCGUCAAGCCCUGAAGCGGUGUCCCGCGGCGUGACGUUCCCCGCGCGCGACAUGAUGGCGGAGAUGCAAGUGAUGUACGAGUUCCUGACGCGCGGCGUGGACCGCGAGGACGUACGUCUGCUGCGGCGCGCGUACGAGGCGCUACUGGCGCAGGACGCGCACGGCUACUGGCUCAACGACACGCACUGGGUCGACCACCCCCCCACAGACGUCGUGUACGCGCCGCCGCCGCGCAAGAAGUACAAACGACAUCCUAAUAUGUACGAGGAUCUGCAGGGGCACUCGAGCGGCGCGGCGCGCACGGAGGGCUACUACAAGAUGGAGGCGCGACUGAAGGCCAAGUACAAGUACCACCACGGGCGCGGCGCCGCCGGCGACGACAAGCGCCCCAACAAGAUGCAGCUCUCCAGGGAGGCGCGCUCCAACCAGCGCCGUCUGCUCACCGCCUUCGGUACGGAUACUGACUCGGAUCUGCUCAAGUUCAAUCAGCUAAAGUUCAGGAAGAAGCAGCUGAAGUUCGCCAAGUCCGGGAUACACGACUGGGGCUUGUUCGCUCAGGAGCCGAUAGCGGCGGACGAGAUGGUGAUAGAGUACGUGGGGCAGAUGAUCCGGCCGAUAGUGGCGGACGUGCGCGAGGCGCAGUACGAGGCCACCGGCAUCGGCAGCUCCUACCUCUUCCGCAUCGACCUCGACACCAUCAUCGACGCCACCAAGUGCGGCAACCUCGCGCGCUUCAUCAACCACAGCUGCAACCCAAAUUGCUACGCAAAGAUAAUAACCAUAGAGUCUCAGAAGAAGAUAGUGAUAUACUCGAAGCAGCCGAUAGGAGUGGACGAGGAGAUCACGUACGACUACAAGUUCCCUCUAGAAGAUGAGAAGAUACCCUGUCUGUGUGGUGCGCCGCAGUGCAGGGGAUUCCUCAACUAAGACACGUCCCCUCCCCUUCCCCCGCAGCGCUCCGUGCCGCGACGAGACGGUGCACAAAGAAAUCGUUUAAGUCAGUGCUUCUCAGAUUUUAAUUUCGGACAUUGUGAAUAUAUUUGGUUGUGUCAGAGUUGAAAAUUGAGAUUUUAGUUAUUAUUUUUAAUUUGAAAUUCGUUACGCUUUUUAGAUAGUAGAGUUAUUAAUUUAUUGGAUUGUAAGGUCAAAAAAACAAAUCGAAUUUGUACACUUUAAGUGAAGUUUUAAAGAAAUUAUAACAAUUCGUUGAAAUUUAAAAAAAAACAUUGUGUUUUUCCGAAGUUUCUUGAGAAACAUUGACUUAGUAUGAUAAUUAUUGUCACCAUUUCGUUGUUCGUCGAAUAUAGUAUAUUAAAAGCACAAUGUAAAUAACCAAGUAUGUUAUAAAAUCGUCAAAGGUGGUGGAAAGACAGUAACUAUGUCCAAAGGUCGCUUUGAAUCCGAAUUAGUAUAAGAAAGUCACUGGAUGGCUAAAAAUUUAUGUAAUAUAAUAUUUUGUUGAUGGAAAAAUGGAAACUACAUACAUUUUGCACACUACAUUGUUAAAAAUUCAGGUUUAUAAAUAUUUUACCUACUCGCCACGAAUCUUUUUGUCUGAAGGUUAGCAAUAACGCUGUCUCUUUCGCACUUACUGGCACGCGUAUACAUCGGUCUCACUCAUAUCGUAAAUUAUUUUUCUGUGCGAAGUUAGCGGUAAUCACGACAUAUGUUUGUCUCUUUCGCACUUAUUAGUAUACGUAAGCAUCGGUCUCGCUCAUUCAGUAACAUGUAUUUUAUGAAAGUAGCUGUUGCUCGCGACUUAGUACCUGGGACAUCAAAAACAAAGUAGCCUGUUACUGAUGCUUUUUCAACGGUGAUAGAAUUUUUAAAUUCGAUCCAGUAGUUUUUGAUUUAUUUCAAUACAAACAGAAAUACAAAUUUUUCCUCUUUAUAAUAUUAGUAUAGAUAUAAAUUGUCAUAAAAGGUCUAUCGUGGUUGAUUCUGUCAGAAAAUAUGUAAAACCUACAUUGAUAUAGAAAAUAGUAUAAAAAGAGGGCGCUAGUGAGCAAUUAAAUUUAGUUUUUCUUUUACCAGCUGGUUCAGAUAUUUCAUACGGAUUCAUGACGAGUAUUACAUAGAUAAAAAAAUAUGAAACCGCAUAGAAAUAUUUUUGUGAUAUUAACUUUGAAUUACAGCGACGUAUGACCAAAAUGUAUUAAAACAGGUGUAUUAAUAUGGCGGAAAAUAUUCAAGGAACGGACUAUCGACUUUUAUUGUACAAUUUCUCCGCGACAUUGUUCGAUAUAGUGAAAUUCUGCGUUUAUAUAAUGUAAUCUCAAAAGAGGCAAGGUUGUAUAUAAUUAAAAUUUUGCGGUAUUCGUUUGGCAGUGAUCGAUUAGCAAUAUUUAAAUAAUUUUUUAUAAACUUUGCAUAUUUGUAUUAUAAAAAGUAAAGAUUAACUGCCGCAGUCAGCUAAUGGCCUCUUAAUGACUGAGUGCUGUAGACGGCCUGUCUAAAAUCUAGACUUUGACAUGUUCUUCCUAUAAAGUGAUUAGUGUUGAAUGUAUUUAAUUUUUUAUGUAUUUAAAAUUAAUUUGUCUGUCCGUAUGUACGGAAUGUGUUAGUGUAAUAAAAUCCCAGUGUUAUUUGACAAAAUCAGUUCUUAGUAAUUGUAUACUUGACUGAAACUAAGUUAAUUCACUAGGCAUAGUGACUGUGUUUCCAUUGUGGUGAAACUUGUAUAAAAAUAUAUUUCCUUUAUAAAGCUGUUUUAAUACAAGUUUUAUGACAGUUGAAAUGUGUGAGGUGUCGAGGUUGAUAUUGUCAUCUCAUUUUUUCUAAGGUAAGAAAGAGAUGGCGAUAUAAUAUAAUAUAACUCGCUGUAUAAUUUCUUGUACAUUAUCUCUUUGUGAAUAUUAAAAAUAUAGUUCUGCUUGUCAGAUUUAGUACAUGUUGUAAGUACAUGGCAUUGUUUGAUAUCGGAGUGUCCUGUCUGCAACUUCGGUGGUCUGUCUGUUGUGAGGUCUCUGUGAGAGAUGCUCUGUGAUGGACAGAUACUCUGAUCACCUAAUUAAAUGUAAAAUGUAAUAAGAUUGUAAAUAAACGAUUCCAAGAAUA